Messenger RNA from Sclerotinia sclerotiorum 1980 UF-70, 852 nucleotides. RefSeq lists its product as hypothetical. The record is from RefSeq and is a predicted model, not a curated record. The transcript has 4 exons. Gene Ontology annotation, biological process: fungal-type cell wall organization; endocytosis; septin cytoskeleton organization. Gene Ontology annotation, cellular component: membrane raft; plasma membrane; cell cortex. Lineage: Eukaryota; Fungi; Ascomycota; Leotiomycetes; Helotiales; Sclerotiniaceae. Bases 1 to 852 code for a protein of 283 amino acids.
AUGACUUCCGCCCGUCCCUUUACGGGAAUCAUUUCUUUGGUCUUAAUCGGUGCCUCGAUUAUGUUCAUGUUCUUCGUGAUACUAGGUGGCAUUACACAAACGACUCCUCUAGACAAGACACACUUCCUCAGAGCCGACACUUCAAGUAUUGCUGGAGCCAGACCAGUUUCACAAUGGAAUUAUUUUAGAGUCUGCGGAGAGGGAAAUACCGAUUGUGGAAGCUCUGUACCAGAUCUUCCUUUCGGUUACGCAUGGGUUGGAGGUGGUGAUGGUGCUCCUUCUAGUCUUCUCGGUUCGCACGCAAAAAAUACGACUAGCUCCUCUUACUACUAUAUGUGGAGAUUUGGAUGGGUGUUUUAUCUUAUGGGACUUUUUUUCACCGUCUUUGCAUUCUUCACUUCAAUAUUGGCUCUGUGCAGUACACUUGGAUCGUUUAUAGGAGCUUGGUUGACAAUGGUUGGUCUAUUCUUCUUUAGCAUUGCCGCUUCAUUAAUGACUGCCGAAUUCGUAAAAGCCCGUAACAGAUUCCGCGAGGCCGGUAUAAAUGCCAGCUUAGGACGAUAUGCAUUCGGCUUUACCUGGGCAGCAUGGGCUUGCUUAGCUCUCGCCACAAUUUUACUCUGCAUCGGAGGAGCUACAGAUUCAAGUCGUAGAGCGAGUCGUAGAGCAAGCAGAGGAUCUUUUGUUCCUGCUGCUCCUGUUACAAGUGCAGGUACAGAUACGGCUACGGAAGAUGGUGGUAGAUUUACAUUCUAUCGCAAGCAACGCGAAAGACGCGCUGCUCGUGAGGCACCUGGUAGCUCUUUCGAAAGAAAUGAGAGUCAGCGUCGUGUCAAGGAUGAAUAUGCUUAA